UUUAAUAAAUCGGACCGAUCACUGCUUCAAAGGAAGCCGCCUACUGUUUCGAACAUUUGAGCGCUACUUAUCAGUUACCAGAUGUUUAGUCCGCCGUUACUACCAUUAACCCGAUCCAUACGCGGAAACAAACCCUAGCCUCCCAUCUGAUCCCAAAGCGCCGAGCGAUGGAGGAACGGGACCCGUGGCUCGCCGUCGACAAAUUCGAACAUGUAUUCGCCUGUUUCUUCAUCAGCGUCCUCGUCGCCGCCCUCGCCAGCCGGAGCCACCGCCCAUUCAUCCGUCGGCGGAGCGUUGCGCUGGGCUCCAUCACAGCCCUCGCCGCCGGCGCCGCCAAGGAAGCCUGCGACGAGAUCGGCCUGUGGAAAUCUGCCGGCGGAUCAGUCCGUGACGCCGCCGCCGAUGCCCUCGGCGUCGCCCUUGCUGUCGCUGUUCUCGCCGCCGCCAAGUGUAUCAAGAAAUCCGGCCAACGCCGACGCGGUUUGGAACGGGAUCAGGAAGAGCUUUCCAUGGUUUAGGGUCUAUUGUUCUGUUCAAAAUGUGUUUGCUAUUACAAAAAUAUUAGCUGUCUAGGACUAGCAGCCACACAAAUAGUCAGGUCUAAUUUGAAAAUUUUACGAAACAGAAAAAAUUAUAGUGCGAGUCGUUAAACAGUUUUAUUUUUUGGCAAGUGUUUUUUAUUCCUCAAAAUUCAUAUUAAAAUUUCAAAUUUUAUGUUAAGCCCUAAAUUAUUCGUAGGCACGCGAACUAAAAAGA
Molecule: messenger RNA, 756 nt
Organism: Phalaenopsis equestris
Lineage: Eukaryota; Viridiplantae; Streptophyta; Magnoliopsida; Asparagales; Orchidaceae
Exons: 1
Coding region: 168-518 (116 amino acids)
Source: RefSeq, a predicted model, not a curated record